Molecule: messenger RNA, 1059 nt
Organism: Bipolaris maydis ATCC 48331
Lineage: Eukaryota; Fungi; Ascomycota; Dothideomycetes; Pleosporales; Pleosporaceae
Product: Intradiol ring-cleavage dioxygenase
Molecular function (GO): oxidoreductase activity, acting on single donors with incorporation of molecular oxygen, incorporation of two atoms of oxygen; iron ion binding
Source: RefSeq, a predicted model, not a curated record
AUGGUUCAUCUGAUAUCAGCUCUCACUGCUGCCUUUCUGGCUUCCACUGCGUUUGCACACGGCGAUAUCAAGAAGGAUAUCUUGAGAAGACAAGCCCAUCUCAAUCACCCGGAGCGUCGAAGCAUCCUAGACUGCAAGCGUAGUCUUGUAGAUUCCGGGUGGGUCAGGGAGCAGCACCAAAGGCGCGAGGAUAGGCUCCAUGAACUGCGUGUCGAAGCCGGCUUUGCACAAGCACACGAGUUGGUUCGUCGCGACCCUGUAGAAGUCGAAUUGAGCUAUGGGAAAAAGGCGGCAUGCACACUCGAUAUCGAGCAAACUGAUGGCCCUUUCUAUGUUUCUGGUGAACUCAUUCGGCAGAAUAUCUUGUCUGGCCAGAUAGGCCCGAAAGCACAUGUCGACAUCAAUUUGAUUGACGUACGGAAUUGCAUGCCCAUUGAAGGUGCUUAUAUCGAGGUGUGGGGAACUAACGUGACUGGAAUCUACUCUGGCGUGCAAUCCACUGCCAACGGCGAUGGUUCUGCAGACUUUGCUUCAAAUGCCCUGCGUGGCAUACAACCGACGAAUCAUCAUGGCACCGCUUCCUUCAUUACGCUCAUUCCAGGACACUAUGCCAGCCGUACAAAUCAUCUGCACACUAUUGUUCACCAUGACGCCAAACUCCUUCCUAACAACACCAUCACAGGUGGUACCAUCUCGCACGUUGGCCAAUUUUACUUCCAGCAGGACUUCCUCGACGACCUCGAAUCAACCUAUCCCUACAACCUGAACAAACAAUUCCGUCUUUUGAAUGACAAGGAUCCGCUCUUUGUCUACGCUAAUACAAGCAAUGACGACCCCUUCAUGAAGGUAUCGAAGAUUGGCAAAACUUAUGCGGACGGAUUGUAUGCAACAAUUGACGUGGGCGUCAACCCUGAGGCAAUUCAGAACUGGACGUCCCCUGUCGGGAGGUGGACUGCCGAAGGUACGGUGCCUGAUCCAGAUAGUAGAUACGCAGGAUGGCCAGGCCCACGACCUAAUGCCUCGCCUUCACCAUCGCCUUCACCCUCCUCAUCUGCAUAG